UAUUAUUUUACAAUGGCGGACAACAGAAAAUAUGACAGCGGAGCGCAGAAAAGAAAGAAGAGAAAGGAAAAAGAGCAUCGCACCAAAGAGGCGACAAACAAAAUGCCUAAACUGACAGGGUUUUUUAAACCUGUUAGCGGAGAUGGAGCAGAAACAUCAUUAUCCCCCGCUCCUCAAACCCUUAGCUAUAACACCGGCACUAAGAUCCCGCCAGAAUCUUUAACCGUGACUGAGUCGGUGGCUGGACUGGCGUCUGUGGAGUCAGAGUUGGUGGAAGCGGGAUCUUCUUCCGCAGAUGGAAAGACGACUGUGGAUCCGUACAGUACCGAUCCGGCGCAUUGGGGGGAAAUUGACGAGUCCGUGCGAGCUUACUGGGCUGAGCGAGGACCGGAGAGCUGUCAAAAUAUGAAUGUUGGCUUUCAAGCAUCAGAACGGGUGUACAAGCAUCAAAAGCGUCACUUCUCCAAAUCUCACUUUAAACGCAAGAUGUUAAAUGGUGAGUACAUCGAAAGACCGUGGCUGCUUUACUCUCCAUCCACCGGAGCUGCGUUUUGUUUUGCAUGCCGCAUUUUCACCAAUGCUAAUACUCAGUCAAACUUUGAAACUGGUUUCAGUGACUGGAAGCACGCGACUGAACGCAUGAGAGAGCACGAAAACAGCGAACAUCAUAGAAAAGCUAUGCUGACAUAUGUUUCACUUGCAGCAGCCAGUGGGAGGAUAGACACAGAACUGCAGAAACAAUUUGAAUCUGAGUGUUCAUAUUGGACUGAAGUGUUGAGAAGAGUUGUGUCUGUUGUCAAGUUUUUAGCAGAGAGGGGACUGGCUCUGAGAGGAGCCAGUGACAAAUUUGGAAGAACUGAUAAUGGGAAUUAUCUGGGAAUACUGGAGUUAAUCAGCGAGUUUGAUCCUUUUCUGAAGUCUCACAUAGAGAAAUAUGGAAAUGCAGGUUCAGGGAAACCCUCAUAUCUUUCUUCCCAAACAUGUGAGGAAUUUAUUCAGCUGAUGGGUGAUCGUGUUCUAUCAGAAAUAGUGAGUGAAGUAAAAAUGGCAAAAUACUUCUCAGUCUCUGUUGACUCCACGCCAGAUGUGGCACAUGUUGAUCAGUUAACAUUUGUGUUAAGAUAUGUGUCACCUGAAGGACACUCGCAGGAACGCUUUCUGAAGUUUCUACCAAUUGAAAGUCAUACUGGGGAAGCUUUAUGUGCGUCUGUACUUAAGGUUUUGGAAGAGAUGGGGAUUGAUAUCGCAAACUGCAGGGGGCAAUGCUAUGAUAAUGCUGCCAACAUGUCAGGAGUAUAUAAAGGACUACAAGCACGUAUAAAAGAACUCAACCCACUAGUUGAAUGGGUUCCAUGUGCUGCACAUACCCUGAAUUUGGUUGGAGUUAAUAGUGUUAACUGCUGUUUUGAGACAGCUGAUUUUUUCCAGUUUGUGCAAAACUUAUUUAAUUUUUGCUCCAAGUCGACAGCAAGGUGGAAGGUGGUAACAGAUGGACUGCAGCCUAAUGCAAACAAGCGCAUUGAAACAUUGAAGUCCCUUUCGAACACUAGAUGGGCUGCACAUGCAGAUGCCACACAGGCAGUGCAUAUUAACUAUGCAAACAUUCAAAAAUCAUUGAAGAAUAUUGUAAAUGACACAAACCAAAAUGCAGCAAUAAGAAAUGAAGCAAGAUCACUUGAUAAAAAAAUGGACAAGCUUGAAACAGCUUUUAUGUGUACAUUUUGGCAUAGCAUUUUACAGCGCUUUGAAAAAGCAAGUGCAGCUUUGCAGUCUGUGGAACUGGACUUGUGUACAGCUGUGGAUUUGGUGGGAUCCUUGCGGGACUACAUUGGAGGUCUGAGAGAUCAAUUUGAUAGGUUUGAGUCUCAAGCAAAGAAGUUGUCUCCAACAGUUUCACAAGCUUACAGAGUUACUGGUCGAAGAUCAAAGACUCCGAAACCAUUUUUUGGAGAGAGCGCCACCUCAGAGGGAGAGAUGGAGAACUGGAUCAAAUCAACGGCGUCAGAAACAAUGGAGGCUGUGUCAUCACAGCAGAGAUGUUCUGUGGUUUUAAAUGAUCCAAGGAGGAGUGAAAGGAGCACAGAGAGCAGUGGAGGAACUCUGACCAUCAAGCGGGUGUUCCAAACCUCAGCCCGAACCUGUGCCUGA
Cyprinodon tularosa is the source of this 2148-nucleotide messenger RNA. Its product is annotated as zinc finger MYM-type protein 1-like. Bases 13 to 2148 code for a protein of 711 amino acids. The transcript has 2 exons. Lineage: Eukaryota; Metazoa; Chordata; Actinopteri; Cyprinodontiformes; Cyprinodontidae. The record is from RefSeq and is a predicted model, not a curated record.